Messenger RNA from Triticum aestivum (bread wheat), 3706 nucleotides. Its product is annotated as disease resistance protein RGA5. Bases 651 to 3374 code for a protein of 907 amino acids. Gene Ontology annotation, biological process: defense response to other organism. The transcript is spliced from 7 exons. Gene Ontology annotation, molecular function: ADP binding. The record is from RefSeq and is a predicted model, not a curated record. Lineage: Eukaryota; Viridiplantae; Streptophyta; Magnoliopsida; Poales; Poaceae.
CCUAGCUCACUGGUUACCACUUUUACUGUUUCCAUGUGACUCCCUGAAAUUCCACACUGCUUUCCCUUCCCUUGCCUGCUUGCUUUCCCCCGAGAUUCUUUCCUCUCCGCAGUGCGCAGCUUCCUUCUCCCAUGGCAGCCUCCAGAUUCGUCAGCGGGCGCCCGGCGGCGAGGUGAGCAGCAGCGACGACGCCGGCGAGCACGCGUCCAGCUUGAGCGAGCGGCAAGAAGCUGCUGUCCUCCAUAAAAAAAUUCCUGUCUACUCCACUUGCAAAAUAUGGAAGAGUAGUGGCCGUCUCCUCAGCUCCAGAUCUGCGUACAUCGUCGUGUUUCGUGGGCCGUGGAGAACAGAGCUUCCACAAUCUUAUUCCUACUCUGGCCACUGCUCAAGGAUCUGCUGCCCUCCACCCAUAAUAAUUUUUCUGACAACCCGUUUCCCUCAGCUCCAUAUCUGCGGCCAUCGUCGUCUUUCGUGGAGAACAGAGCUUCGACCAUCUUACUCCAACUCUGGCCACUGCUCAAGGGAUAUAUCUAGUUAUAUUAAUCUUCAUACAUACUGCAGGUGCACAAGGCAACAUGCAUGUAAGCAGAAGCAAGUAUGACUAAUUAACUAGCUAGUGAGCCAGAAAAGGCAAUUCACUAAUUAAAGAGAUGGCAGGAAUCAUGAUCAGCGCUUCAACCGGCGCCAUGAACUCCCUCCUCGGCAAGCUGGCCACCCUCAUGGGGGAGGAGUUCGCCAAGCUCAAGAACCUACGCAAGGAAGUGAAGUUCAUCAGGGAUGAGCUUGGCAGCAUGAAGGAUACUCUCGAGGUGCUCGGAGAUGUGGACAAGCUAGACCCCCAGACCAAGAGCUGGAGGGACACGCUAAGGGAGAUGUCUUACGACAUUGAAGAUAUCAUCGACGACUUUAUGCAUCACAUUGGGAAGAAAAGUGAAUCCCAAGAGCAUGGGUUUGCCAAGAAGACGGUUCGACUCCUAAAAAAGUUGAGAGUCCGCCAUCAGAUCGCUGGUCGGAUCAAGGAGAUCAAGGCACUUGUGCUUGAGAUAAGUGUGCGGCGCCAACGGUACAAGCUUGACAUUCCUCAAUCAAGAACUGUGGAAAUUGACCCACGAGUUGCAGUACUCUAUGAAAAUGCAGCCAAUCUUGUUGGUGUGGAAGGGCCAGUGGAGGAGCUUGAAAGCCUGCUAAAAGAUGAGAACGAGGAAUUCAAGGUGGUGUCGAUUGUGGGAUUUGGAGGUCUAGGCAAAACAACACUUGCCAAUGUGGUAUAUGGUAAGCUGAAGAAAAGUUUUUCGCACUGUGCUUUUGUGCCAGUCUCUCAGAAGCCAGAUAUCACAAAACUUCUCCAUGGUUUAAUGUCUCAACUUGGGUGUACACCAUCUUCUCAUCAUUACGAGUUAAAUGUCCUUCUGGACCGACUUAGGGAACAUCUACAAAAUAAGAGGUACUUUGUAAUAAUUGAUGAUAUAUGGGAUGUAUCAGCCUGGAAAGUUAUUAAAUGUGCUUUCCCAGAAAAUGAUCUUGGCAGCAGAGUAAUAGUAACUACAAGAAGUCUAGAAGUUGCUACGGCGUGUUGCUCCCUUCCCCAUGAUUACGUUUUACAAAUGAAGACUCUUAGCAACGAAGACUCAAGAAGGUUAUUUUUUGGUAGAAUAUUUGGCACAGAAGACGCUUGCCCUAACCAACUCAGAGAUGUUUCCGUUGAAAUCCUCAAAAAAUGUGGUGGCUUGCCUCUUGCAAUUAUUAGCAUAGCAGGCCUGCUAGCGAGUGAAGGUCCCAACAGAGAGGAGUGGGAACAUGUACGGAAAUCUUUGGGCUCAAUGUAUGGGGCAAAACUCACACUAGAUAGGAUGAGAGAAAUCUUGAACCUCAGCUACAAAGACCUUCCAUGUCAUCUGAAGACAUGCUUGUUAUAUGUUGGUAUGUAUCCGGAGGACUACACAAUAAAGAGGUCGGAUCUGGAACGCCAAUGGAUGGCGGAAGGUUUUGUUAGUAAAGAAAAUGGACAAGACAUGGAGAAAAUUGCUAGAAACUAUUUCAAUGAGCUUGUCAAUAGGAGCCUUGUUCAACCCGUAAGAUUUGACGGCAGUGGGUCGGUGACAGAAUGCAAAGUACACGAUAUGAUGCUCGAUCUUAUCCUGUGUAAGUGUGCAGAAGAGAAUUUUCUCACUGUAGUGGAUGGUUCGCAAGACAAUACAACACAGAAAUACAAGGUCCGUCGGCUGUCUAUUCGCUUGAAUGGUGCAGCUAAUGCAACAUUAUUACAGGGGAAAAUUAGUUUGUCACAGGUUCGGUCCGUUAUGAUCUUUGGAUGGUCUAAUAUUAUACCUCCUCUGUCAAAUUUCAAAUUCCUCCGAGUUCUUUUUGUCGAGGAUUACAGGACAAUCGACCUCACUGGGAUGAGCGAACUAUAUCAGCUAAGAUAUAUACAGAUUGAUGGCACUCGUGAUUAUGUACACAUACCAACACAGAUUGGAGGGCUCCAACAAUUAGAAACAUUUGAUAUACGUCGUUGUGCUAGUGUUCCAUCAAAUGUAGUUCAUUUGCCACGCCUGUUACAUCUGCGUAUUGAACAUGAUAGAGGGCUGCCUGAUGGGAUUGGCAAAAUGAAAUACCUGAGAUCUCUUGAUGGUUUUAAUUUAUCAGUAAACUCACUAGACAACUUCAUUGGCCUUGGAGAGCUGACCAAUAUAAGAGAUCUAACUCUCACCGGAAACAUGGUGAGACAUACGGAUGUUCUAUGCUCUUCUUUGAGAAAACUUUGUAGCCUCGAGUUCCUGUACAUAUGUACCGACGGAUGCAUGGAUGGCUUGUCUCCUCCUUGCAGCCUUCAAAUCCUCGCCACAAGCUGGUUACCAUGGGGUUGUUGGUUUUCCAGGGUCCCUAACUGGAUGAGGGAACUUCAUAACCUGCGUGUGUUGCGAUUCAAAGUUGAUGAGCUGCUCACGGAGGAUGUUGAUAUUGUUGGGGGGUUGCCAUCCCUCACAGACCUUAUUUUGUAUGUACGAAGACCCCGAAAAGAAAUGAUUGCAAUCAAUGGAACAGGAGCAUUCCCUGUUCUCAAACGCUUUGGACUCACCAUCAGUAGCCCAUCGUGCCUGACAUUUCAGUCUGGGGCAAUGCCCAUGCUCCAGGGCCUCUAUUUAACUUUCGGCGUCAAAGGAUGGAAGCAGAACGGGGCUGGACCAGCCGGCAUCGAGCACUUGCCUGCACUCGAAGAGGUGUCUGCAGAACUCCUCUACAAUGGUACUACAGAAUCUGAAAAAUGCAGCGCUGAAUCUGCCUUUAGGAAUGCUGUCGACAGGCAUCCCAACAAUCCUCGCAUCGCUAUGAAAUAUCGAUGCCAAUAUCUGUUAACUGGGAUAGGUUUGUGAGGACUGAACAACGGAAUGCUGAAUGCAGAUGGAGAGGGACUGCUGUUUCUCCCAGCUGGAAGACUGAGCUACAAGUCUUCGCUUCCUUUGCCACCUAAUUCCAUUUACCCAUUGUGAACAUUCAGUUCAUUAUCUCACAGGGUUGUGCUCCGUUACCAUUUGAGAUGUUGAUCAUGCUUUGAUUAUGCUUGUAAUAAAUAAGGCUUGGUGCUGGGCAGAAGUUUGCACUGAUAGAUGGCGCUUUGCUCCUUCCUGCCAGCUUUUCCAGCCUCUCGAUUAUCUUGUUCUUCUAUUUUGGUGUGCUUACUUUGUAUUGAAGUCAACUUUCCUGU